UUUAUAGCAGCAGUUCAACUUAUUUAAUCCUGCUGUGAUUAGCUCUAUUUGAGUAUAUUGUAUUAUUUUCGCGCCGCCAGCUGAGGAGAGAGUGCACGCUCCGAUCACGCGAGUAAUGCCAUCUACGAUGGAGGGCUCGUCGGGGGAAGUUGACCUGUUUACCGUGAAACACGAGCUCAGAAACGCCAAUCUGACAGGUCACGUUGAGCGUGUGGGCAUCGAGAACUUUGAGCUGUUGAAAGUGCUGGGAACAGGAGCCUACGGCAAGGUGUUUUUGGUGCGCAAGGUGAGCGGCCAUGAUUCUGGCAAACUGUACGCCAUGAAGGUGCUGAAAAAGGCCACCAUUGUGCAGAAGGCAAAGACUGCAGAGCACACACGUACAGAGAGACAGGUCCUUGAGCAUAUCAGGGAGUCCCCUUUCCUUGUUACACUCCACUAUGCUUUCCAGACAGACACCAAACUGCAUCUCAUUCUAGACUAUGUGAAUGGAGGUGAGCUCUUCACGCACUUGGUCCAAAGGGUUCGCUUUAAAGAGCAAGAGGUUACCUUGUACUGUGGGGAGAUUGUACUUGCACUGGAGCACUUGCAUAAGCUGGGAAUCGUCUACAGAGACCUGAAACUCGAGAACAUACUUCUUGAUUCAAACGGUCACAUCGUGCUGACGGAUUUUGGCCUUAGCAAGGAAUUUCAUGAGGUAGAGAGGGCUUAUUCUAUCUGUGGCACUAUUGAGUAUAUGGCACCUGAGAUCGUAGCAGGAGGAGAGUCAGGACAUGACAAGGCGGUGGACUGGUGGAGUAUGGGAGUUCUGAUGUAUGAGCUGUUGACCGGAGGCUCUCCUUUCACUGUUGACGGCAAUGAGAACUCUCAUUCUGACAUUGCCGAGAGAAUUAAGAAGAAGGAUCCCCCAUUCUCCAAGGACAUGGGGCCCCUGGCCAAAGACAUUAUACAGCAACUGCUAAUUAAAGACCCAAAGAAGAGGCUGGGCUCUGGGCCAUCAGGGGCGCAGAAUGUGAAAAGUCAUCCAUUUUACCAGAAAAUGAACUGGGAGGAUCUAGCUGCUAAGAAGGUUCCAGCACCUUUUAAGCCUGUAAUUCGUGAUGAGCUGGAUGUGAGCAACUUUGCAGAGGAGUUUACAGAGAUGGAUCCAACAUACUCCCCAGCUGCACUCCCCAACAACUGUGACCGCAUCUUUCAGGGCUAUUCCUUUAUGGCUCCCUCCAUCCUGUUUAAGAGGAAUGCAGUGAUGGACGAUCCAGGUCAGCUGUGCAGCGGGUCAGAAAGGCCAGGUUCUGCUGCUGUUGCCCGUAGCGCUAUGAUGAAGGACUCUCCAUUCUACAUGAACUAUGAAAUGGAUCUGAAGGAGAGCGCUCUGGGUGAGGGAAGCUUCUCAAUCUGCAGACAGUGUACUCACAAGAAGAGCGGACAGAAAUACGCUGUGAAGAUCGUCAGUAAAAGAAUGGAGGCACAAACCCAGAAAGAGAUUGCUGCUCUCAAACUGUGUGAUGGACACCCCAACAUAGUCAAGCUACAUGAGCUCUACCAUGACCAGCUGCACACAUAUCUAGUUCUGGAACUCCUGCGAGGUGGAGAGCUGCUGGAGAGGAUCAGGAGGAAGCAGCACUUCAGUGAGACAGAGGCCAGCCGCAUCAUGCGCAGACUGGUGUCCGCAGUCAGCCACAUGCAUGAUGUGGGUGUGGUGCACAGGGACCUCAAACCAGAGAAUUUGCUCUUCACUGAUGACACUGAGAAUUCAGAGAUAAAAGUCAUUGAUUUUGGCUUUGCAAGGCUCAAACCUCCCGACAAUCAACUCCUAAAGACCCCCUGCUUCACUCUUCAGUACGCCGCCCCUGAGAUCCUCAAGUACGAUGGUUAUGAUGAGUCCUGUGACCUUUGGAGUUUAGGGGUCAUAUUGUACACCAUGCUGUCUGGCCAGGUCCCAUUUCAAUGUCAGGAGAAGAGUCUAACACACACCAGUGCAGAGGAGAUCAUGAGGAAGAUCAAAAAGGGGGACUUUUCUUUCGAAGGUGAAGCUUGGAAGAAUGUAUCUAGUCAGGCCAAGGAUCUGAUACAAGAGCUGUUGACGGUGGACCCUGUCAAGCGGAUAAAGAUGUGUGGUCUGCGUUAUAAUGCCUGGCUGCAGGAUGACAGUCAGCUUUCCUCCAACCCUCUUAUGACCCCUGACAUCUUGGGCUCUUCCACGGCCUCAGUGCACACCUGUGUCAAAGCCACCUUCAAUGCUUUUAAUAAGUGUAAGCGGGAGGGCUUCCGACUCCAGACAGUGGACAAGGCACCUCUGGCCAAACGCAGGAAGAUGAAGAAGACCAGCACCAGCACAGAGACCCGCAGCAGCUCCAGCGAGAGCACACACUCCUCCUCCUCUUCCUCACAGUCUCAGGAUAAGACUCCACCAAGCGGAGAGACGGCUAUCAUACCCCAGGUCUCUGUGAGCACACCUUUCACUGUGGGCCCAGACGAUAAGCCUUGUCAGAGCCAACCACAACCUGCCUUCACUUUCACAGAGUGAACCUUUUUGAGAAACAGACAGCAGGGUGGGACAAACCUCUCCCAUCGUACCUUUCUUUCUCCUUCAUGCUCACACAUGGAGUAUAGUUUGCUUGUGGGGAAAGUUGCGCCAACCCAAAUUCAUUGCUAGCAAUAGAUACACAUGGUGAGUGCUGAAGACCAGGCUAGUGAGCUUUUUCAACAGGCUCAAGUCCUGUGUCUCAAACAGGAGAAAGACCUUUGUGGGGCAUCAAAACCUUCCACUGACUAGGAGAAAAGUCAGCUUCUGCAAUGUCCUGUCAAACCAGGCACUUUGCUCCAUGCAAACAAUAUCAAAGAAAGGAAUAUGUAUUCUAAAAGAGUAUUUAUAAGUGGAGAUUUAA
Messenger RNA from Xyrauchen texanus (razorback sucker), 2885 nucleotides. It is a transcript of the gene rps6ka5, whose product is annotated as ribosomal protein S6 kinase, polypeptide 5. The record is from RefSeq and is a predicted model, not a curated record. The transcript has 17 exons. Gene Ontology annotation, biological process: protein phosphorylation; regulation of DNA-templated transcription; intracellular signal transduction. Gene Ontology annotation, molecular function: magnesium ion binding; protein serine/threonine kinase activity; ATP binding. The coding region runs from base 116 to 2524 and encodes 802 amino acids. NCBI's taxonomy places the organism in Eukaryota, Metazoa, Chordata, Actinopteri, Cypriniformes, Catostomidae.